UAAUUUCAAAAGGCGAUGAAUAAUAGAGACGGUUGGUGAUUGUCCUGUUGUAUUUAUGACCUACGGUUGUGGCGUCAGGAUUCGGCAUUGUCAACAUCACACCACUCCGCCGCAUAUUUAUCAGACCACUUGCGCUCUCACUCAACUCUCUCUCUCAACUCACACACACACACUCUCUCUCACACCACCUCACAAUUCCCAUAUCCACUAUUCCCUCACCUUAGCAAGGGUUUACUAUAUAUAACACACACGCAACAUACUCCAAUUCCCUUCCAUUGCCGUCUCCAUCUCUCCAUCUCUCCACUCGCCAUGCUCUCUCGAACAAGCUCCCGGGCUGCUAGCUCUCUUCUCCGCUCACCAACGACCACCACCACUCUCCUGCCCACUAUCAUAGCCUCCACCGCUCUCCGCACCCAAUCACCUUCUUCAAACCCUAGAAAUCUGCGAUGCGAAACCUCAGUGAAAGUCUACUAUCGCCAGCUACACAACACGCCUGCACUUCGCAAGGGCAUAACACCCCAUUCCGCUGACCCCGCUCCGCCCAAUCCCGAGCCGUCAAGCUCGAAUAUCGCCGGCGGAGCGAACCAUGUGACGCACCCAACGCCAUUGGCGGAGGAGCAGUAUCGCGAAUAUGCGGAGGAGUAUUUUAACGUCCUCCUGACGAAGGUGGAGCAAUUGCAAGAGAAUGGGUCGGAUAUUGAGGCGGAGUAUAGUGCCGGCGUAAUCAACAUAACCGUCCCAGACGUCGGCGUCUACGUGCUCAACAAACAACCACCCAACAAACAAAUAUGGCUCAGCUCGCCCGUCUCAGGGCCCAAACGUUACGACUGGGUAGUCCAGGGGGACCACAUGGAUGAGAAGGAAGGCACGCGCGAGUUCAUCAAGGGCCAGUGGAUAUAUCUACGCGACGGCUCGAAUUUGACCACCCUGCUGAAUAAAGAGCUGGGCUUGAGCAUGGAGUAUGAUGUGUAUGGAGAAAGGGAGAUUUAGACAGAGAGCCCUGGGGUUCUUGCCCGGGGAGGGGAGGGCUCGUUGGUUAGUUACUGGUUGUAGUUGAUGUUAUUACGCUGUCACUGUAUGUACAUACUUUAUGUUUUUAAGCCAUGAAUGGAACAAUGGAGCAUGGAGGCGAUGGAGAUCGAGAUCGAGAUCGAAAUCGAGAGCGCCAUCCAUAUCGACGAUAUUUCGCAUGCUGUGCGCUAUUUCCUGCAUUCUGAAUUGCUUUUGUUGUAUUAUUUAUAUAUUGCAUAGAGAAAAACAGAUAUUUCCGUAUAGGGUAUUUCAAAGUGAGAAAUUGACAUUGAAUCUGAAGAAAAUUUGAUCAACCGUAUCCCAAAAAAAGAAAAGAAAAAAAAAAUGGGUAACGACAAUGGUAUCCACAUCUUUCACGGAGUCAACCACACAUGGCCUCGCUUCUAUUUUCCUUUCCAUGCCGCAUCCAUAUUCUCUUCCCCCCUCGCAGCCGUUGGUCUAGACACGAACGUAGCUAGGUGUCUGUAUGAUGGUUGGAAGCGCGGAGUAUCC
Messenger RNA from Blastomyces gilchristii SLH14081, 1524 nucleotides. Its product is annotated as mitochondrial chaperone Frataxin. Bases 310 to 990 code for a protein of 226 amino acids. Gene Ontology annotation, cellular component: mitochondrion. The transcript has 2 exons. The record is from RefSeq and is a predicted model, not a curated record. Lineage: Eukaryota; Fungi; Ascomycota; Eurotiomycetes; Onygenales; Ajellomycetaceae. Gene Ontology annotation, biological process: intracellular iron ion homeostasis; iron incorporation into metallo-sulfur cluster. Gene Ontology annotation, molecular function: iron chaperone activity; 2 iron, 2 sulfur cluster binding; ferric iron binding.